This is a messenger RNA of Aspergillus nidulans FGSC A4, 1404 nucleotides long. Its product is annotated as DUF2841 domain-containing protein. The transcript has 6 exons. NCBI's taxonomy places the organism in Eukaryota, Fungi, Ascomycota, Eurotiomycetes, Eurotiales, Aspergillaceae. The record is from RefSeq and is a predicted model, not a curated record. Bases 1 to 1404 code for a protein of 467 amino acids.
AUGCCUGGGUGUCCAGACUCGACGAACAGGGCAUUGGAUAGCCUGGAGUCCCAGCAUUUUGCAUUGCUCUACAUCGACGAAAGUGGCAAAUUGCGCUUUGAAGCCUCUCCUUCGAUCGCCAAUGACGCUCACGCUAUACUGUCUCCAGAAGUUACGCAUUCAUUCCUCAAGGCAGUUGCUGGGUCUGAGAAUGGGGCCAGAGCUGGCUCUGAAUCAGCCGCCGAAUUUCGAAGUGGAAGGAGUUCUUCUUCUCCGGAUUCACCUGUUUCUAGCUUUAGCCCCAGAUCCAAUACUUCGCUCCCCCUUGACGGUAGCCGGAAACGCAAACGGGCAUCGCACGAGUAUGUGCUGCCGAUGAGCAUCACUUCAUAUCCGAAGACAAUGCUUCCAGUCGGAAACAAACGCAUUCUGCGGAGUUACUACGAGAAAGCCUUUGAAUGUCUCCAGCAGACCAACUGUCGCAUAUUGGCAAAGGCCUAUAUCAAACUCGUCGAACCACGGAAGCAGGUCACCUACCCAUACAACGGCCACAAGGUCGUUGCCGGUGUCCCUCAGCAGUUUGACCCUGAAGAGACAAGACCGUUGUGGUGGCCAACGGGCGUCACCCAUCGCGAACCGGAUCAUCUCCGAAAGCCAGAGCGCAUCCGCCUACUCAUUCAUAUUCUCUGUGAGCUCCGCGAGAGCCACGCCAUCUGCGUCGAAAAAUUGAGAGAAGCCGACCAAGCGAUACGUCGCCAGAUAUCGCCCGUUGAGCGUCUUCAGGUCUUGGACGAGAUCUACCGAGUCCGCGGUGAAGAAGAACGUUACCUUGACGGUCGCUCCGACUCCCGAGCAGUCGUAUAUGUCUCCCGCGUUCACCUCCCAGAAAUAGCCGACGCCCAAACUUCCCUCCACCCUUCAAAUGACUCGACCGCGCUACCCGACGGGUAUCGUGAGGACGUCCCUGAUCUAGUGCACACCUCGGUGCCUCCAUCUUCAAGCCUCUCCACCAGCUACAGCCUUCCCAAAAGAGAGCUUGACACAACGUCGAAUUCCAUCACUUCCAUUUCCAUCCCUACUAGUAAUCCCACAGUUUCAACGACAUGGGAAGCAUUUCAUCCCACAAUCCCAGUGUCAGCCACACUACCGCCAAUACACUCGUCUAUGCAACAGGACGGUACAGAUCACACGAAAAUGCCUUACGCUCUUAGCUACCCGACGUCACCAUAUGGGUACCAUCAACCCGCACCGGCUCUAGAGAUGCAGCCGUUUGCUAUGGGCUAUACAAAUAUCAAUCCACAUCUACCACCUCAACCCUCGCAACAGAAUGACGCUCAUCACGGCCAUCCGCAGACACACGCCUCUAUGUCUAUGAUGCGUACGGACACGGGAUUUGGCCAUCAUCCUUAUUACUUUAACUGUUGA